CCAUGAUGAUGGAGCAUCAUCAGGGGCAAGAACAAUAUCUCCUGGAUUCCUAUCGACAGCAUACAGACGAGUCCGUCCAUCAUGAGGAUUCCGCCGAGGCCAGAAAACAUGACUAGUCGACUUCAAGCGGCAUCGAAACAUCAAUGGUUGACUCUGCCCAGGCCUCUGCCCAGGCUUCUGUCCACCGAGACAGGUUGCUGCGACGUUCCUUUUUCCACACCAGAGCAACUCCCAACGACUGAAGACGAAGACGCCGAAGCGUCAGCAAUUAUCCCCGGAAACCACCCUAUCGAAGCCACCCACUUCUGGUGGUACUGGGAUUUUGCAGGCGCCGUAUUUGCCGUCAUUUGCAUGAUCCUCAUCGCCGUGACUCUCUCCAAAGCCAACGGAAGUCCGCUGGUCCGACCCCUCGAACAUCUCCAACUAUUUGACAACGCGAGCCGGGGCCCGUGGGGUUCGAUCCUGAUGAUACGACAUCUACUCGUUCAGUCGAAGCUGGCCUGCGCCCUAUCUCUGGCCACCAUUCUCAUGCUCGGCAUCUCCCCGAGCGCGCAGCAGAUCCUCGAAUACCCUACCUUAUACCAGGAACUCCAGCACCUUGAUGUUGCCAUUGGCAGGGCCGAUAAGUACUUCUCAAAGGGCUUUCGUCAACUACCCUUUCAGACUAGGCAAAAUAGAGAUCCGAACGAAGAUCUACCGGCAUUUCAAAGCAAAGUUCUUCAAGCCCUUGCAGGUACCUCAUCUCAACCGCAGUUUCUCUGCCCGCCGGCAGCGAAUCGCUGCAGUUGGGGCGAGUUUAGCACGCCGGCCGUGUGUCGAGCCUUUCGCAACGUGACGGAGCAGACCAUUCGAAACUGCGACGAUCCGGGCUCGCCACUGCAUGCACUGGUCUCAUCUAUGCUUAACACAAUCUUCCUGCCCUUCAAGAACCAAGACGGUUGGAUCGGGCAGUUCAUCGUCCUCCGACACCCAGGUAAGAAGUGGGAAGACAAGGGCGAGUGGUUUUCCCCGAGCAAUCCUACCACGCCGGAAGUCCUCGACACGGACUUCAGGCGGUGUCGAAAGACUUACCGGGGCGUGAAUGCCACAAAUGGCGUGAUCGAGAUCCGCGACGAGAACGUCGCCGAGUCCUUUCUUCAGUUCCAUGAGAGGAUAGACACUGACAAGGACAACCCCUACGACGUUGACGUCUUCGAGACGUUGGACGGGGGAGACAGAUACGAGUUCACGAGGACAUUGGCGUCCGAAUUGCCCAGUUAUCUGGAGAACUUUAAGGUGGUCCUCAUGGAUCAAGCGCGUAGCAGCGACCCAGGGGACGACCGCAACGCGACGACGUUUAUGCAGGGGCAGCAAUUCGGCAGUAUGACCUUUAUACGAGUGCGGUGGGCGUGGUUCGCCGUUCCCGUGGCAGCAGUGGUGCUGGGGCUGGGCUUGUUCUUGACGACUGUCGUCUUGACCAGGCAGACGCCGUUGCUGAAGGAUUCUCUUCUCGCUCUGUUGUUUUAUCCUCUGAGAGACUGGGAGCAAGAUGAAAUCUAUGUGGAGGGAGCGCAGGCGAGCGAGAAGCCACAGAAGCUUGCGGGAAGCCUGCAUGGGAGGCUUGAGACUGAUGAGGGUCGUUACAGGAUUGUCAAGCAAGAGAAUGUUGCCAAAGAUGAACCGAAAGGGGAUUUCAGUUGCGGAGAGCAGCAGGGAGCGUGA
This is a messenger RNA of Colletotrichum godetiae, 1701 nucleotides long. RefSeq lists its product as uncharacterized. The coding region runs from base 82 to 1701 and encodes 539 amino acids. NCBI's taxonomy places the organism in Eukaryota, Fungi, Ascomycota, Sordariomycetes, Glomerellales, Glomerellaceae. The record is from RefSeq and is a predicted model, not a curated record. The transcript has 5 exons.